This is a messenger RNA of Prunus mume (Japanese apricot), 3448 nucleotides long. Its product is annotated as putative E3 ubiquitin-protein ligase LIN. NCBI's taxonomy places the organism in Eukaryota, Viridiplantae, Streptophyta, Magnoliopsida, Rosales, Rosaceae. The record is from RefSeq and is a predicted model, not a curated record.
UUGUCCUCAUUUCUGUCUUGUUUAUCUUCUAUGGCAAUAGCUGUCUUUUGUAUACUUUCUGGUUUUGGGAGAAUGUCAGUGAAGCUUUUCACAAACUCGUCUUUGCUUCAAACCCAAAUCCAAUUAUCCACCAAAAAAUGUCCUCCUUACAAGAAUUGCUCACAGAUGAAAGACUUGAACUUGGAAAAAAGUACCCAAAAAGCCCAAAACCAGUGAAACACAGAGAAAGAGUUGCACCAGACGAAUCUAUAGGUCUGCUGCCUAUAUACAUCUGCCAUGGUCGAAAAAGUUACGACUUUUCCAACCACGAGGCUCAGAAGCCUGCCAUGAGAAAAGGGUCGUCUAGAAGGGUGAGUUCUACUUCAGAGAGAUCAAAUUCCAAGUCACUGGUUUCAGAGAGUUCCAGAACUAAUGAGCGUGCCAUUGAUGAAGUUGCCACCAGAGCUGUGAUUUCUAUACUUAGUGGUUGUGCAGGCCGGUAUAUAAAGGAUGAAGCUUUCCGGGAAACAAUCUGGGAAAAAUGCAGUUGUUGUUUGGUGAGAAAGAAAAAGGAUGAGGACAAUGAGAUGUUUGCAAACUUGGAAUUGGGUAUUGAAAGCAUUAACAAGUUGGUGGAAGAUCAAUGGUCAUCAAAUAAGGAAUUAAGGAAGAAAACAAUAAGGAAUUCGAUUCGGGUUUUGAGCAUUGUUGCUUCCUUAAACUCUAGCAAGUCCAAAAAUGGUUCAACAUGUGGAACACCCAAUUCACAUCUCUCUGCUUGUGCUCAGCUCUACUUGGCAAUUGCUUACAAGAUUGAGAAAAAUGACCCGGUUUCGGCUAGGCAUUUACUUCAAGUGUUCUGUGAUUCACCGGUUUUAGCUCGAACCCAUUUGCUUCCUGAUCUUUGGGAGCAUUUCUUUCUUCCACAUCUUCUUCAUGUGAAGAUUUGGUAUGCCAAGGAAGCUGAUGGUCUUUCAAACUCAGAGGACCCUGAGAGGGAGAAGAAAAUGAAAGCCAUAACCAAGGUCUAUAAUGACCAAAUGGAUAUGGGAACUACACAGUUUGCUCUGUACUACAAAGAGUGGCUUAAAGUUGGGGUUGAGGCCCCUCCUCCUGUUCCUCCUAAUAUACCUAUACCUUCAAUAUCCAGUUGCAGAUCAUCAAGAAGGAGAUCAUCUGAUUCUUACACUUCACAUUCCUCAUUAAACAAAAAUUUAUACCGAGCCGUAUUUGGCCCCACGCUUGAACGAAGAUCACUAGACCUCCUUUAUGAUCGAACUGGAGUUUCUAAUGCUACUUGGGGUUUGCAUGAGGAGGAGGGAAAUCUGUGGGCAGAUGAAGAUAAUUACAACAAUCUCAGUUAUGUUCAUAGAGGGGGCAGGACUGGACGAAGGUCAUCCAGCCAAAAUCAUAGAAAUCCAAAAACUGAGUUUUGGCCUGAGCCUGAGACGCAAAAAUCAGACUAUUUUGGAUUCUUUAGGUGCCAGAAUGGACCAACCGAAUGCUUGGUGAACAGGAACCUUAUUGUCAAAAGUAAUUCAAUCCGGAAAGAAGACAAUUCCCAUCUUCCUUCAAGCAAUUUAAGCAGUGCUAUUAGCACUAUUUACUCCUCGGAUAAUCUAAUGGAUUGCGAAAUUGCAAUUCGUGUAAUUACUAAAGCUUGGUUGGACUCACAUGGUGAUCCUGUCAUUGAAGCUGAGUUAGCAAAGGCACCUGUUAUCCAGGGAAUGCUGGAGGUGUUGUUUGCUUCCACCGACGAUGAAAUUUUGGAAUUAGUCAUAUCAGUGUUAGCUGAAUUUGUAGCAAGAAAUGAGAUGAACAGACAUAUUAUACUGACUUCAGAUCCACAGCUUGAAAUUUUCAUGAGACUUCUAAGAAGUAGUGGUCUAUUUUUGAAAGCUGCCAUUCUGCUUUACCUGUUAAAGCCAAAGGCAAAACAGAUGAUAUCAAUUGAUUGGGUGGCACUAGUCCUUCGAGUGCUAGAGUUCGGAGAUCAGUUGCAGACCCUAUUCACGGUUCAAUGCAGUCCUCAAGUGGCAGCAUUGUACCUCUUGGACCAGCUUCUUACUGGUUUUGAUAAAGACAGAAACUUAGAGAAUGCUAGACAGGUGGUUUCUCUAGGGGGGUUGAGCCUUCUAGUGACACAAAUUGAGAGAGGGGAUACUCAUGAGAGGAACAAUACUGCUUCCAUCAUUUCGCGUUGUGUUCGAGCUGAUGGAAGCUGUCGAAACUACUUAGCUGAUUUUCUCAACAAGGCUUCUCUUCUUGAACUCAUUAUACUUGGAAAUGGCAGUAACUCUGCUGGCUCCGCAGUUGCUUUAUUGAUCGAAAUACUCUGCCUUAGUAGACGAAAGAAGAUCAAUGAAAUCCUUGAUGGACUGAAAGAAGGAUAUGGUGGGUUUAACACAAUGCAAAUUUUGUUGGUCCAUCUCCAAAGAGCUGCACCUGAAGAACGUCCACUAAUUGCAGCCAUUUUACUACAGCUUGAUCUUAUGUUCCCAUAUGGAGUAGCAGUUUUGUUGCAGGGAGACCCCUUCAGGAGCAGUGUAUAUAGAGAAGAAGCCAUUGAAGCAAUUAUAGCAGCUUUAAAUUGUCAAACAUGUCAUGAAAAAGUCCAGGAAAGAUCAGCAAGUGCUCUCUUAAUGUUGGGAGGCUGGUUUUCUUACACAGGAGAGGCAUCAACAGAACAUAGGCUUUUACAACAAGCAGGUUUCAGUUAUUGGCCAAGGGCUUCAUAUCACUUCAAAGAAAAUGUUAUAGAUGGUUUUGUACACUCAAACGAAGAUGGAGAAGCAACAGAAAAUUGGCAAAGGAAAGCAGCCAUUGUCCUAUUCAAAAGUGGCAAUAAGAAACUAUUGGUGGCUCUUUCAGAUUCAAUAGCAAAUGGCGUUCCAAGUUUAGCCCGAGCAAGCCUUGUCACUGUUUCAUGGAUGAGUAGCUUUCUAAAUACAGUUGGAGAUGACAAUUUGAGGACCAUGGCAUGCUCAAUUCUUGUGCCUCAGUUGCUAGAAUCACUGAAUUAUGACAGAGAUGUAGAGGAAAGAGUACUUGCUUCAUACUCAUUACUGAGUCUUGCAAAAAGUUCAGCUCAUGAAUAUGUCCCCAUGCUCUCAUCAGUAGACAAAGAAUUGCUCAGCAAACUUAAAAAUCUCUCCUUAGUGACAUGGACAGCUAAUGAGCUUAUUUCAAUCAUCACAAGCAAUUAAUCAAGGCAUCAAUCACUUUGAGACCUAGAAUUUGCUCCACAUGAAUGAAAUACCAGAAAAUGAAUUGAAUCUUCCUUGGAGGCAAGUUUAGCAGUGCUGGGAUUGGAGUGUCUCUCUACUGGGUCCCUUUUUCUUUUUCCUUUUUCUUUUUUUGAGUGUGUGCAUGUACUCCCCAUAUUUCUUUGUUAUGGUUUUCUUUGUUCCAUAAAUGGCUAUUUUUGUAUGGUGCAGCAUAUUUGCGGAAAAAAAGAUUAUUUAUCCAA